Molecule: messenger RNA, 1461 nt
Organism: Diospyros lotus (date-plum)
Lineage: Eukaryota; Viridiplantae; Streptophyta; Magnoliopsida; Ericales; Ebenaceae
Product: O-fucosyltransferase 19-like
Exons: 7
Coding region: 38-1417 (459 amino acids)
Cellular component (GO): cytoplasm
Source: RefSeq, a predicted model, not a curated record
GCUGGUCUCCACCGCCACCUUCGCCCGGGUCGCGCUCAUGAGCGGCGCCCUCAAUGAAUUGGAGUACCCGUCCGGCGGGGGCCGGACCGACUUCCUGACGCAGCCGCCGGUGGCCGAUACCACUGAAAUUUGGAGGCAAAGAACGAGUGAAAACUACUACAAAUGCAUAAACGGAUCAAAUAAUGAAAAAAGAAAUGGCACGGCCACGAAUGGUUAUAUUCUCGUUCAUGCAAACGGCGGACUAAAUCAAAUGAGGACUGGGAUAAGUGAUAUGGUUGCUGUCGCAAAGCUUAUGAAUGCGACUCUGGUUCUUCCCACCCUCGAUCACCAGUCAUUUUGGACAGAUCCCAGUGAUUUCAAAGAUAUCUACGAUUGGGAGCACUUCGUAAGAACCUUGAAAGAUGAUAUCGAAGUGGUGGAGUUGCUGCCCCCAGAGCUUGCCAAUGUGAAGCCCUUUACAAAAGCCCCCGUGUCCUGGUCAAAGUCAAGUUACUACACGAGACAUAUGUCUUCAUUGUUGAAUAAGCACAAGGUGAUGAAGUUCACCCACUCGGACGCUCGCCUAGCUAACAAUGGCCUCUCCAUUUCUAUCCAGAAACUACGAUGUCGAGCCAUGUAUGAGGCUCUUUCGUACACUGACGAAAUAGAAAAUCUAGGAAAGGUGCUGGUGAACAGACUCAGGAACAACACAGAACAUUAUAUGGCUCUCCAUUUAAGAUAUGAGAAGGAUAUGCUGGCUUUCACGGGCUGCACUCACAGUCUAACCUCAUUCGAGGCUAAGGAGCUCCGGGAUCUGAGGUACAAGGUAAGACACUGGAAAGCGAAGAGGAUCAAUGGUGAAGACAAGCGACUCCAAGGAAAAUGCCCGAUGACCCCAAGGGAGGCGGCCGUGUUUCUUGAGGCCCUCGGUUAUCCUUCCACCACAAGAAUCUAUAUAGCUGCAGGGCAGACUUUUGGGCAUGAAGGGUUGGCAGAACUCCAAGCCAAGUAUCCAAAUAUUUACUCUCAUUCAACUCUGGCAACAGAGGAAGAGUUGAAACCUUUCAAGCACCUGCAGAAUCAGCUUGCUGCCUUGGACUAUAUUAUGGCACUUCAGAGUGACGUUUUUGUAUACACCUUUGAUGGGAAUAUGGCAAAGGCGGUUCGUGGCCAUAGGAUCUUCGAAGGUUUCAGGAAAACAAUCAACCCUGACAAGCAAAAUUUUGUGAGAUUGAUUGACGAAAUGGACAAUGGGAAGUUAUCUUGGGAAGAAUUUUCAUCAGAAGUUAAUAGGCUCCAUGCAAAUAGGACAGGAGCACCAGAGCAUAGAAAAGUUGGGCCAUCUUCAAGACAUGAAGAGUACUUCUAUGCAAAUCCUUUUCCUGGUUGUGUUUGUGAAAAGUCCCAAGAUCAAAAGAAGCGCAGGAAAAAGACCUAACACGGGGUAAAAAUGAUCACAGAGACUAAUCUAUGGCUCAUAGA